Messenger RNA from Triplophysa rosa, 3196 nucleotides. Its product is annotated as translation initiation factor IF-2-like. Bases 1882 to 2553 code for a protein of 223 amino acids. The record is from RefSeq and is a predicted model, not a curated record. NCBI's taxonomy places the organism in Eukaryota, Metazoa, Chordata, Actinopteri, Cypriniformes, Nemacheilidae. The transcript has 2 exons. Gene Ontology annotation, molecular function: nucleic acid binding; zinc ion binding.
UGUGAAAUACUCAGACCGGCCCGUCUGGCACCAACAACCAUGCCACGCUCAAAAUUGCUUAAAUCACCUUUCUUUCCCAUUCUGACAUUCAGUUUGGAGUUCAGGAGAUUGUCUUGACCAGGACCACACCCCUAAAUGCAUUGAAGCAACUGCCAUGUGAUUGGUUGAUUAGAUAAUUGCAUUAAUGAGAAAUUGAACAGGUGUUCCUAAUAAUCCUUUAGGUGAGUGUAUAUAUAUACAAUAUAAAAUGACCUAAUUUGAUCCGCUUUUUGAUCAUCACAAAUAAAGUAUGUGGUCUUGAAGAGGAAUCUUUUUUCUGUCUUCUGACACAGAAACAGAGGUUCUUGUGAGUGAAGUAAACCAAACAAAGGCAUAACUAACAAACAAAAAAUGUGUGGAGUGGCAACAUGUCACGCCUGCGGUGAAUGCCAUUAGUUCAAGCAACAGGACAGUUCCUGAAAUAAAAAAGAAGUGGUCCGUCUGAAGGUUGCGGCCAAAACCAAAAAAAAGAGGCUUCCCUGUCACCGUCAGAGUGUGUCUUCGACGGGAGGGGUCAGGGUGUGCCCAAGCUGUCCCCACUGGAGACAUGGAUGGCUUCUAUUAUAGGAGAAACCAGUGUGUGUGUGGCAUUGUGUCUGAGAGGGAGGGAGACACAGACAUGGUGGCGACAGGGGAAGCAGAAGAUGGAGGAAUGCAAUUCGAUGUGAAGACUCCCGGUGCCAGGUCCGCAGUGGCUGUGGAGUGUCCAGAGGUCGUCCCCAGCACUAGUGCACCACGACCACAUGGCACAGGUGGCCGGGUGCUGAUUGAGGCUGUCCUCCAAACAGGGACACAAUUGAUGCAAUUGGUCAUUGCAGAUGAUCUUAAAGGGAUUAUAUGGCGCGAAUACUUGUUUUUCUGUGUCUUUGGUGUGUUAUAAGUUGCCCAUGCAUGUAUUAGACAUGUAAAAUUGCAAAAAUUAAAGUGUCGGAACAAAAGAUGCAUUCUAUUGUGGCAAGGGGGGGGAGACGAGCGGUGAGUGAGUGGCGCUCGCACAAAUAAUGAACACCUGUGCUGGCGUGGAGAGGCUUAAAAGCAGCAAGGCAGAGACAGUCGGGGAGAGAGACCGGAGCUGACGGCUGGUUGCGAGAGACUCUGUGUGAGUGAGCGGAGAACUUAGAGCAGGGGCUCUGGCCAAGAAAGACUGUUUAUCCACGGAAGUGGGAGUGUUUUGAUUUAGGUGUGUACAGCGCUUGUGUAAAUUAUUUAUAAUAAAAGUUCAUAGUCGUCAGCUCUACCCUGAUUCCAGCCUCUUCCUUCCUGUUCCCUUGAAGUCUUGUUACACUGGUGCCGAAACCCGGCAUAGAAGGAAGUAGGAGCGCCGCGACCGGGGGGUCUGGUCCAUCCGGUUCGCCGUUUGCGGAGGUGAUUUCCUCACUCGCGGUCCUCCAUCAGGAACAACAUAGAGCGUUGCUGCAGCUCCGGGAGGACCAGGAUGUACGUUUCCAGGCGGUACUCCUGUCUCAGAAAGAGGACCGCGAGUUGUUCCGGAGCUGGGUGCACGGGGCCUUGCGCUGACCUGGUCCUCCAGAAAAUGGGCCCACAGGAUGAUCCCGAGGCUUCCUCGGACUCUUUGAGCGGGUAACGGUCGCGAGGGAUUGGCCGGAGGAUCAGUGGGCCCUACACCUCAUACCGCUUCUUUCUGGAGAGGCCCAGGUGGUGGCGCAGCAGUUACCUCCGGAGAAUCUCCUGGUGUACGCUGAGCUGAAGAAGGCCAUCUUGCAGCGGGUCGGCCGGAGCCCUGAGGAGUAUCACCAGCUAUUCCGAUCACUGGGGUUGGCGGAAACCGGCCGACCCUACCUCCUAGCUCAGCAGCUCCUGGACUCCUGCCGCAAAUGGCUGAUGGCCGGAGGAAGCGACGUCGCGAGCAUCAUGGAUAAGGUGAUACUGGAGCAGUUCACGACCUGUCUGCCCCGGAGAACAGCGGCCUGGGUCCAGUGCCACCGUCCGACGUCGCUGGAGUCGGCCAUCCAGCUGGCGGAAGACCACCUGGUUGCAUGCCCUGAAAUGGGGGAAAGUUUACCAGCGGUCUCUCUCCCCACGCCCGCAGCCCGACCGAUACCAGCACCACGGUCCCGCCCACCGAUCCUGCCGAGGGGAGGACCCCGGGGACGCGGAACCUACGGGACCGGACCGACCGAUGGAGGGGGAACCUUGGCCGGCAGGUCCGCCGGGCUGGAGACGAGCAGCCACCCCUACGCCAUGCCCUACAACCCGCCUGCCUCGUCCUUUCCACGCCAGUUAGCGGGCCCACUCCCUGCCAUUGGGGUGGCGGGAAAGCCUGGGCCGGCUUGUUGGCGCUGCGGGGACCCGGACCAUUUCCUAGAUCGUUGCCCGGUGAUGGACGUGGGGACCAUGAUCCGGGUCCCCGACGAGCCACGAGUUGCCCCUGGUUCGGCUGGCCUGUACCAAAUACCCGCGAGAUUUGGGGGGUACAUACCAGGCUUUGGUGGAUUCAGGUUGCAACCAGACCUCCAUCCACCAAAGCCUGGUUCGUCUCGGGGCAUGGGGUAAAAGCCGCGAGGUUAAGGUGCGGUGUGUUCACGGGGAUGUGGUGAAAUACCCUUUGUUGAGGCUGCCCAUUAAAUUCAGGGGGGAAAAGCAUAGUGUAGAGGUGGCGGUUAAUCCUCACCUCAGGCAUCCGCUAAUUUUGGGGACGAAUUGGCCGCUUUUUCCUAAAUUACUGAGGUUAUUGUGUGCGGAUGCCUCUUGGCGAACGAAGCAUGGGAGGGGAGGCGGUGUGCAUGUGGGCAGUGUGGUGCCGGGUCCGUCGGAGCCAAACUCCGGGGAGGCGCGUGAGAUUGAGAGGUUGGUACUCUCAGAUCGCGAUGACUUUCCCCUCGAGCAGGCUCAGGAUGCGACGCUGAAAAGGGCAUUUGAUCAGGUUGCAUCCAUCGACGGACAGCCGGUCCAGCCCACUUGUGCACUCUCCUACCCGUAUUUUGCUAUAAGAAGGAAUCGGUUAUAUCGGGUGACCCAAGACACCCAGACAAAAGAAGAUAUAACCCAGUUGUUGAUUCCGAAAAGCCGUCGGGAAAUGCUUUUCCAGGCAGCUCAUAGUAACCCAAUGGCAGGUCACUUAGGGCAGGGUAAUACACUGAGUCGCCUCAUGGCCCGAUUCUUUUGGCCGGGCAUUCACGACAACGUGCGCAGGUGG